This is a messenger RNA of Zasmidium cellare ATCC 36951, 990 nucleotides long. RefSeq lists its product as uncharacterized. Gene Ontology annotation, biological process: mitochondrial electron transport, ubiquinol to cytochrome c. Gene Ontology annotation, molecular function: heme binding; electron transfer activity. Bases 1 to 990 code for a protein of 329 amino acids. The transcript is spliced from 4 exons. NCBI's taxonomy places the organism in Eukaryota, Fungi, Ascomycota, Dothideomycetes, Mycosphaerellales, Mycosphaerellaceae. The record is from RefSeq and is a predicted model, not a curated record.
AUGCUGAGCCGGACAGCUGCGCGGGCCUCGCGCGCAUUGGGCGCCUCCAAGGGCGCCGCGACCAAGACUGCCACGCGCAAUGCCUCCUCGCAAAGCUCUUCCGAGCAGGCCGCUUCCUCGUGGAAAAACACGGCCAUCCUCACAUCGUCCACCGCCCUCGGUUUCGCAUCGGUAGCAUGGUACUACUAUCAAUUCGGCCGACCGACGCAGGCCAUGACUCCCGCUGAGGAAGGUCUCCACGCAACCCAAUACCCAUGGGAGCACGAGAAGUACAUCAAGACUUUUGACCAUGCCGCGCUCCGCCGUGGUUUCCAAGUCUACCGCGAAGUCUGCGCCUCCUGCCACUCGCUCAGCCGUAUUCCCUACCGAACCCUGGUCGGCAACAUCAUGACCGUUGAUGAAGCCAAGGCACUGGCUGAGGAGAACGAAUAUGACACCGAGCCCAAUGAUGAGGGAGAGAUCGAGAAGCGCCCUGGCAAGCUUUCCGAUUAUGUCCCAAGCCCCUACAAGAACGACGAGGCCGGUCGUGCUGCGAAUAACGGUGCUCUGCCCCCGGAUCUCAGCUUGAUUGUCAAGGCCCGUCACGGUGGCUGCAACUACAUCUUCUCGCUCCUCACCGGAUACCCCGAGGAACCCCCGGCUGGUGCCGUUGUCCAAUCUGGCUUGAACUUCAACCCAUACUUCCCAGGUACUGGUAUUGCAAUGGCUCGUGUCUUGUACGACGGCUUGGUCGAGUACGAGGAUGGCACUCCUGCCACCACCUCGCAGAUGGCCAAGGACGUUGUUGAGUUCCUCAACUGGUCGGCCGAGCCCGAGAUGGACGACCGCAAGCGCAUGGGUUGGAAGGUCAUGGUUAUUGGAACAACGCUCUUCGUUAUGAGUGUUUGGGUCAAGCGAUACAAGUGGUCUACGAUCAAGACCCGUCACAUCGCAUACACCCCACCAGCGAACCCGCAGCCAAAGCAGCCAGGCGGUGUCUUCCGAAGAUAG